AUGAUUGAAUAUGAUGAUUCUUAUAAUGAUAUUGAUGCAGAAGACAUACAUAACAGUAUACCAAGAAAACUAAAUGUCAAGUACCUUUCGGAAGCCCUGAAUGAAUUAGAUGGAGACAUUACAGGAAUUAUGUACGGUCUUCACCUCCAUCUUUUCUGUGCAACAACGAUUAAGAUAAAAAACAAGAUCAAAAUGAUAGCAGAUCCCGUGAAUGAUUAUAUUAAUGUUAAAAUUAAUAGUAGGGGAGCAUGGGCAAAGGUGUCACACUCACAUUUUAAGGAUAUAUGUAUUUUGGGAAUGCCAUUCCUAAAUGAAAAUAAAGUAAGUCUCCACGCAUUUUGUGGAGAUGACAUCUUUUACUUAAAUUUUGAUGAAGAGUUUGAAGAGAAAGGAAUGAAUUUGAGGAGGAAGAAAGGUGGGAAAUUAAAAAACAACAAUGAUGAAGUUAUUAGUGGAUUCUUCAUAAUCAUUAUUUUAUUUCUUUUAAUUCUUGCAUUUUUUACUGAAUAUUUGAAUAACUUUCCUUAA
This is a messenger RNA of Rhizophagus irregularis DAOM 181602=DAOM 197198, 528 nucleotides long. Lineage: Eukaryota; Fungi; Glomeromycota; Glomeromycetes; Glomerales; Glomeraceae. The record is from RefSeq and is a predicted model, not a curated record.